GAUAAGGAAAGACUGGAGGGAGACAUAGAGAGAGAGAAAGAGGAGAGAAGUGAAAUUGAUAAGCAUUGAGAGAAGGAAAGAGAACGAAUGGUGCAGCAGCAGCUGAGCAUCUGUGUCUGACUUCUGUGGAGUUCGGACUCGGACAUGACAGAGUUGCAGCAUCCAAGUGUCUCCAGUUUGUGCAUGUGAGAGAGUGUGUAGUUUUUGUGUGCGUGCGUGUGUGUGUGUGUGUGUGAGUGUGUGUGUGUGUGAGUGAAGCCAUGGCGAGUGCCCAGCCAGGGGUCCAUGCAUUGAAACUCCAGCCUCCCUCUGUCUCCCAAACACUGAGGAACGGAAGUAACUUCAUUAAAUGGGAUGAGGAUCUGUCCACAGUUACACCAGUGACUCUGUGUGUGGAUCCACACGGGUUUUACCUCUACUGGACUGACCAAAGCAAGGACACAGAGUUGUUGGACCUGACCCUCAUAAAAGAUGUCAGAACGGGGAGAAGCACCAAAACACCCAAGGAGGCCAAACUGCGGGAGCUGCUGGAUGUGGGAAACCUGGUUGGUCGCCUUGAGAACCGCAUGGUAACCGUGGUUACGGCCUCAGAUCACGUAAACGUCAACCAGCUCAACUUCAUCGCCGCGCAGGAGGACGAGGCCAAGGUGUGGUGUGAGGAAUUGUUUUCACUGUCUUCCAAUCUGCUGAGCCACAAUCUUAACAGAGACCGCAGUCUGCUGAAAGUAUAUGUCAGAUUAACUCUCCAGCCAAAUGCAGAGGGGAGAAUUCCUGUCAAGAACAUUGUUCGGCUGAUCUCAUCAGACAGAAAAAGAGUCGAGAAUGCCUUGGAGAGCUGCAGACUGCCCUACGGACGGGGUGACAGCAUCAAACUGGAGGACUUCACUCUUGAAGUUUACCGGACUUUCCUGGACAGUCUGUGUCCUCGUCCCGAACUCUGCAGCAUCUUUAAACAGCAAGGAGGGGAUGAUGGGGCUUUGUCAGUCGAUCAGAUGACAGAGUUCAUCAACAACAAGCAGAGAGACCCGAGGCUGAAUGAGAUCCUCUACCCGCCUCUCCGUCCUGCACAGACACGCGCUCUGAUGGAGCGGUACCAGCACGACCAGGCACAGCUGAAGCAAGGUGUGAUUUCUCCCCAGGCGUUCUCCACUUAUCUGUCCAGUGACGAGAACGGAGUCAUUCCUCCAGACAAACUGGAUCAGUCUGAGGACAUGAGCUUCCCUCUGUCUCACUACUUCAUCAACUCGUCACACAACACAUACCUGACAGCGGGUCAGCUGGCCGGCAGCUCCUCAGUAGAGAUGUACAGACAGGUUCUCCUGGCAGGAUGUCGCUGUGUCGAAUUAGACGUGUGGAAAGGGCGGACGGCCGAGGAGGAGCCUGUCAUCACACACGGCUUCACCAUGACGUCUGAAAUCCCGUUCAAGGAAGUGAUUGAAGCCAUCGCAGAAUGUGCCUUCAAGACGUCACCGUUUCCCGUCAUACUCUCCUUUGAAAACCACGUGGACUCCUUGAAGCAGCAGGCCAAAAUGGCUGAGUAUUGUCAAUCUAUUUUUGGAGAGGCGCUGUUGAUUGACCCCCUGGACAAAUACCCUCUGGAGUCAAGCGUCCCUCUGCCCAGUCCUCAGGAGCUGAUGGGCAAAAUCCUCAUCAAGAACAAGAAGAAACCCUCCAGUAGCAACGACACCAAGAGACUGACGGACCAAGCUGCCAGUCAGAGCAACGAGCCAGUGUCUCCUAGCAACAACACAGGAGAGAUGGAGGCUGAGAGUGAGGAAGAUGAUGAUGAUGAAGAUGAUGAUGGUAAAAAGGGCUCAGCAGAGCGUGAGGCUGUGGCUACAGAGGAAAUGUCAACUCUGGUAAACUACGUUCAACCAACCAAGUUCAACUCCUUUGAGGCGUCGAAGAAGGCAGCCCGCUGUUACCACAUGUCGUCUUUCGUGGAGACCAAAGCUUUGGAGCAUCUCACAAAGUCACCAGUGGAGUUUGUGGAAUAUAAUAAAUCCCAGCUGAGUCGCAUCUACCCAAAAGGAACAAGAGUUGACUCGUCCAACUUUAUGCCUCAGCUCUUCUGGAAUGCUGGAUGUCAACUGGUGGCUCUCAACUACCAAACCAUUGAUUUAUCCACGCAGCUGAAUCUCUUCGUGUUUGAGUACAACGGUCGCAGCGGCUACAGACUGAAGCCAGAGUUCAUGAGACGGCCAGACAAGCACUUUGACCCCUUCACUGAGAACACAGUGGACGGCAUCGUGGCAAACACGCUCUCCGUGAAGGUGAUUUCAGGCCAGUUCCUGACUGAGCGGCGGGUGGGCGUGUACGUGGAGGUGGAGAUGUUUGGACUUCCUGUGGACACCAGGAGGAAAGCGCUGAAGACCAAGACCUCUCACAACAACAACGCCAUCAACCCAGUGUGGGACGAAGAGCCAAUCGUCUUCAAAAAGGUGAUUCUUCCGACUCUGGCUUCUCUGAGAAUCGCUGCUUUUGAGGAAGGAGGAAAGUUUAUUGGUCAUAGGAUUAUUCCUGUGACGGCGAUUAGACCAGGUUAUCGUUACAUCGGCUUGAGGAAUGAGAAGAAUCAGUCUUUGGUUUUACCGGCUGUGUUUGUCUACAUCGAGGUCAAAGACUACGUCCCGGACACAUUUGCAGAUGUGAUAGAGGCUCUGUCCAACCCCAUUCGAUAUGUCAACCUCCUGGAGCAGAGGUCGAAACAGCUGGCAGCUCUGACACUGGAGGACGGGGAGGAGGACACACAGACUGAGGACGAAGUUGAAACCUGUGCGGAGCGUAAGACUGAUCUGAAAUCGGCACCACUGGAAAAUGGACUCAGUCCCGCCGCCGGUCCUGCAGGACACACGCCGCCUGUCAUGACGCCAAAAGCUUCCUCAGCCAAUCAGCAAGCAGCUGUUUCAGAUGUGGCCAAACCAGCAGCAAGGAGUGAAGACUUGGUUUUAAGUGUUUUGAUAGAUGUCCCAGUGAGCACCAUGGACAGUCUGCAGCAGUCCAAGAUUUACCAGAAGGACCAGAGACGUCAUUUUAAAGAGCUGAGGGAGCUGGUGAGACGACAUCAGAAGAAAACCUCUGAGCUUCUGCGAGAGCUCAACAACAAGUACAAGAAAACAGCCAGGCAGUGCAGCAAGAGUCGGGGCUCGGGUUCGGAUUGUGAGAAAGACGAACGCCUGCAGCAGCUGAGAGACGAGCAGCAGCAGCAGCUUCUGGCUCUGAGGCAGGAACAGUACUACAGUCAGAAGUAUCUGCAGAGGGAACAUAUCAAAAUGCUGACCGAUCGACUCAGCAGUCUGGCUGAAGAGAGUCACAACAGACAGAUGAGGAAACUCAAAGACAUUUGUGACAAGGAGAAAAAAGAGCUGAAGAGACAGAUGGAUCGAAGGAGAACAGAGAAGAUCAACCAAGCGAAGACCAAAGAGAAACAUCUGGCUGAGGAGGAGAAGAUUGAGAUCAAUAAGUCCUAUGUCAAUGAAGUCGUCCAGAACAUAAAACGGCUCGAGGAGACGCAGGUGAAGCGCCACGAUCAGCUGGUGGAGCAACACAACAAGCUGCUGCAGGAGAUACAAGACCAGAAACCAAAGCUGCAGGGCGCCGUGGAGGCAGAGUUUCAGGAAAAGUUCCAGCGCUUGCCCGGAGAGAUUCAAGACUUCCUGCAGGACAGGAAGACAGAGGUCAGAGGUCACAGCAAGUCCCGACCAUCGACCCCUCACGAGACUCUGUCAGAGGACGACUAAGGAGGAAGCUGGAGAAGGAGAAAGGGAUUGUUGAAAGGCUAGUUAGAGAAAAGAAGAGAUGUGGAAGACGAUGAAGACUGUUACUUUUUAAAUGAGCGAAUACUUUGUUUUUUUUCAAUUCCAUCCGAGCAUGCACCUUUCUGCACGUCAACGUUUUUAUUUAAAACUCAUUCGGUCUUAUUUUCUGUUACUUUAACUGAAAUCCAAUGGUUUGUACUGCAUGAUCUAUCUAUCUGUCUAUAUUGCUGGUUAGUUUGAUAUCUAGCUAGCUAUAUCUAGCUAUCUUUAUCUGACACACAUUUGAGGAUCAUACAUCAGACUCGAUGUCUGUCUAUUUUAUAUGCACAUGGAGAGACUUCAAAGUCACUUAAGGUCCACAUCUGUGAGUCCACGGAGGUCUAUGUGAUGUAAAUAUGAAUCACACAUGUGGUAUCAGGUACUCAUAUGCCGGGUUUUAUUUUGAAUGGAUCAUUCUGCAGGCACGUGUGCAUGAGUGGAGUGUGUGCACUGAACACGGAACGCAGAAUACAGAGAGGCUUUGAAGCCUCAGCAACAAACGAUUUCAAAAUAUCAUUGUUUUUACACACAGGGAAAAAACAAUCAAACAUAUUAAUGACAUAUUUUAUCUUUAUCUGUAGUACUUUGGGCCAAAAAGUCACUCCUCAUGAAAGUUCAUUAGAAUCUGUCCUCAUGUAAUCACAUUACUGGGGCCCUGUCCAUUGUAUUCUUAAUUUUUAUUAUUUUAUUUUAUUUCAUCCGUGUGACUUGUGAGCUCAUAUGAAAAAUAUUUAUACUGUAGAUUGAUUUAGAGUGAUCUUAUCAAUGGAUCUCUAAUCACUAGUUUAAAAUCUCAUCUUAUCCAAUCCUUUACCAUAGCAUGACACAUUAACACAGAUAUUUAUGCAUCCUCACUCUUACCUUCUUUUUUUUUUAUAUAUAUCAUUUUUAAGAAUAAUAUUAUGUCCCCUGACUCGUAGCAGCAACAUCCCAAAGGUUCCCUGAGACUCGUGGGUCUGACAGUUGUAACAGUGUGGAGGGACCAAAGAGUCUGCUGACACUGCAUGAUUUAUCUGUCGUUUUUCUUUCGUGUUCAACAUAGUAAUCACUCUGGUGGAUGUUUAUUUAUUCAUUUAUUUAUUUAUUUGCUGUGUUUAUUUAUUUUUUUUGACGAUAACUGAGUAACUUAUGAAGCCGAUUCAGAAUGAAAUGAACAAAUGGAGCACAUCACUCUUUGGACGUGAUGUGUUCAAACAUUCCCCAUCUCUUGUUUUCCCUCUGGACAUAACAAUGAAGGCCUGUGUCGCGUUUAACAACUUUUUUCUAGAGAAUCUUUUUCUUCUUUUUAAGGAUUUAAGCCACUGGUGAUAGAGUCUAACAAAUCUGACCAUGAUCUGUACCUGAAAGGUCACUCCACUUCAGUUCUCACAGCUAACUCUUCAAAUUGACUAAAUGACCUUGUGUUUACAUCCGCAGAGUGGCUGCAGGUUCUCCAGCAAAAGGCCUUGUUGAAUGCACCCCGGGCUUCAGUGACUAAACCGUGCAUGCUUUGUUGUGUUGGAUUCCUCCACCUCUUUAACUGUCUCUUGUUUUGCCGAAUGAUGAAAGACGAUUAAAAUAUUUGACCACAAAAA
Molecule: messenger RNA, 5371 nt
Organism: Solea senegalensis (Senegalese sole)
Lineage: Eukaryota; Metazoa; Chordata; Actinopteri; Pleuronectiformes; Soleidae
Product: 1-phosphatidylinositol 4,5-bisphosphate phosphodiesterase beta-1
Exons: 32
Coding region: 261-3740 (1159 amino acids)
Biological process (GO): lipid catabolic process; memory; phosphatidylinositol-mediated signaling
Cellular component (GO): cytoplasm; nuclear speck
Molecular function (GO): calcium ion binding; calmodulin binding; phosphatidylinositol-4,5-bisphosphate phospholipase C activity
Source: RefSeq, a predicted model, not a curated record